Molecule: messenger RNA, 4320 nt
Organism: Photinus pyralis (common eastern firefly)
Lineage: Eukaryota; Metazoa; Arthropoda; Insecta; Coleoptera; Lampyridae
Gene: ksr
Product: kinase suppressor of Ras 2
Exons: 15
Coding region: 167-2974 (935 amino acids)
Biological process (GO): protein phosphorylation
Molecular function (GO): ATP binding; protein kinase activity
Source: RefSeq, a predicted model, not a curated record
GUUUGUUGUCUAUUUGUGAGCUUUCAAGAUGGCAGACGUUGCAAGGAAGUUGUGUUUCUUUAAAACGAUGGUUUCGGUGUAAAGUUGUAAAAUGUAUUAAAUAUGUAUAUAUUUGUCUUGUUGAAAAUAGUUGUAAAUAAUAGUUCGUAAUUGAUCUGUGAUAUUUAUGAUGGCUGAUGAGGAAGAAGUGGAGCCGGAGGUGGACGGCGAACGAGAUCCAGACCACGAAUUAUUGGAUCAUUUAAAUAUCGUACAAUCCAUGAUUGAUGUCUCCGCCGAACGUUUAGAGGGAUUACGGACGCAAUGCGCUACGAGCGUGGAAUUAACGCAGCAGGAAAUACGAACAUUGGAGGGAAAAUUGAUCAAGUUGUUUUCGAAUCAGCUUGUAGCGAAAGCGGGGCUCCGAUCUCUUGUUGUUACUCACCUGCCUUCGUUAACACAAUGGCUUCAAGUUGUAGGUUUAAGUUUAACCUCUAUUCAAGGUAUCUGCCAACGAAUAAGUUCCGUCGAGGAAUUACAGGAGAAGUCGGAACACGAACUGAAAACAAUCCUGACUGAGAAGAACGCACGGCCCGAAGAGCUUAGCAGGCUGUGUCGUGCUUUACACAAUCUGCGACGAUACACCGGUAACAUUAUGCGACUCGUUUCCUCCGGUCAGUCGAUAAAUAUUACGCUAAUGAUGGAGGUACUUCGGCGACCGGGUAAUAACGAGGGAACCGAGACACAUCUGUCGUGGGACUCGUGGGAUAGACACCAUCCUCAUAAGGUGAUGGGUUUGUCGCCGAAGGCGGCGCGGACGCGUGCGACUAGAGCGUCGGUCCCAUCCGAGGAUUGCCUGACGAACAAUAAUAGGGGAGCUGUAAUACCGGCAUCACCUUCGGUGUCUAGUAUCACGUCUUUGAAUGCUCAUUCUGAUGUUGGACCGCCUCUAACGCCUCCCUAUCAAAACCGCGGGAAAGGGCUAAAAUUCCCAACAACCCCACCGCCUCGAAGAAAGCAUCUAACCGGUAUCCAGACCACUGGCGUCCUACUUCCCGACUCUUAUCCACUCACCAAAAGCAAAUCGCACGAGUCCCAAUUGGCCAAUUCGAAAAUUGAUAACGGCGGAGUCAAUCCCGCAAACACAAACGACAGGUUGGGUACGGUAAGCAGAAGGGCCCGUUUACCGACGGAACCCGGGCCGGAUACGAUGACCGGUUACGCUAGUCCCAUUCUCACUAGUCCAAUUAAAUCGCCACCUUACAACAAUACAGGAACCGAUAGUGACGACAACAGCUACAAAUCUGCUACAAGUCUCCAAAUACCGAAGUCACCGCGUACGCCUACGGUAGGGCGCGGCAUGGGUCAUCAAAUAGCGCACCGCUUUACCAAGACGUUCAAGAUGGUCGCGACGUGCGGUUAUUGCUCGAAGCCGAUAUAUUUCGGCGCGGGGCUCAAGUGUAAGGAGUGCAAAUACAAAUGUCAUCGCGAAUGCGAGGAGAAGGUAGCGCCAUCUUGCGGUUUACCACCGGAGUUAUUAGACGAGUUUAAGAAGAAUUGGCAAGGUUUGACACACGUUUGCCAUAACCAUUCGCUUAAAUGCAUUUUAGGUUCAACUUUCCACUCUCCUAACACGGGCCGUGCCAGUAACACGAAGAACUUAAUUAAUUCGCUAAAAGGACGCAAACAUUCUCAUCCGCAACCGUCGAUUAACAUUCCACCAUUUCCGGCUCCCGACUCAAGUUCCAACACUUCCAGCUGCAACAGCUCAACGCCGUCAAGUCCCGCUUUACUACAGCCAAGUCACACACCUCAUUCUAGUCUGAAGCAACAGUUUCAUUUUCCAGAGGUCACUUAUCCGGAAUCGAAGGAGGUAACAUUGGAAACCCACCCGUUACCCGCCUCGUCCGCGCUGCAUUACGAAUUGACGAGCUCGCAACAGUCGAGAGAUAGCGAUCGCACCGUCUCAAUUUCGGGAAGUACGGAUUCCGAUCGGACACCCGUACGGGUCGAUUCGCAGGACAGUCAGGUUUCGGACACGGAGACGAUCACGGAUGGUCAUAGGUGGCCGCGACAGAAUAGCUUGUCGAUGCGAGAGUGGGAUAUACCGUUCGACGAGCUGAAGAUUGGUGAAUCGAUUGGUACGGGACGGUUCGGUACAGUGUACCGAGGAUAUUGGCACGGAGAUGUCGCUAUAAAGGUUUUUAAAAUGGAUAAUUUAAAUGACGAGAAAGCUUUAGAUCAAUUUAGAAUUGAGGUUUCGACAUUUCGCAAGACGCGCCACGAAAAUUUAGUUCUCUUUAUGGGCGCAUGCAUGAAUCCGCCGAGGUUAGCGAUCGUAACGAGCUUAAGUAAGGGCAUGACGCUGUAUACCCAUAUACAUUUACGUAAAGAUAAAUUUAAUAUGAAUAAGACUACAAUUGUGGCUCAGCAAAUUACACAGGGUAUGGGAUACCUUCACGCCAAAGGUAUUGUUCACAAAGACUUGAAAAGUAAAAACAUUUUUCUCGAAAACGGCAAAGUCAUCAUUACAGAUUUCGGUCUGUUCAGCGUGACCAAGCUGUGUUUCGGCAAUAGAAAGAGCAACGCGCUGGGAAUUCCCGCCGGAUGGCUGUGUUACCUCGCGCCGGAGAUCAUGCGAAGUCUUAAGGCGCACCAGUCGCACGAUGACGAAUUGCCGUUCAGCGAGUCGUCCGACGUGUACGCUUUUGGUACGGUUUGGUACGAAUUACUAUGCGGCGAAUGGCCCUUUAAGGGGCAAACACCGGAAGCGAUUAUAUGGCAGGUAGGGAAAGGUAUGAAGCAGCCACUGGCUAACUUACAAGCGUCAAGGGAUGUUAAGGAUAUUUUAAUGCUGUGUUGGUCAUACAAAGCAGACGAUCGUCCCGAUUUUAUUAGGUUGCUAACGAUUUUGGAUAAGCUUCCGAAGAAGAGGUUGGCUCGCAGCCCAUCGCAUCCUAUCCAUCUGUCGCGUUCGGCCGAAUCCGUUUUCUAAACCGUUCCGAUGGGUUAUCUCGCUGUUGUUGCUGAUUUAUAUUUUAAUUUACCUCAAGAUGUAGCACUUUCAAGCGUGAGUGUAGUACAAAUAAGACGAUAAGUAUGGUCACUGUUACACCGUACAUUCUUUAUUAUAUUUGUUAAUUGUUGGGUCGUCUAUUUUGCUAGUGGUGGGAAUCGGAUUGAAUGGUAGAUCAGGUUGAAUGAUUGGGCGGGUGGUGGGGGAACUUAGGUACUACAUUUUUCUAUAACAAAUUAAUCUUUUUGGCAAAUAUCAGAACGCUUGGGGCUGUUACGACUGCAGAGCUCUUAUUGUCGGCGCCGGUGAUAGCUUUGCUGUUGAAACGCGUUCAUUAAAAUUUUAUUGCGAUGAUUUAAAAAUUAUGUUGUGAUACAAUAUUAUGAUUAAAAUAAGUUGAUGCAAUUCGAGGUAGUUGACUCAACAAUUGAUAAAUGUAAUAAACCCCCUCCACUUCGGAGAAAUAUCUCAGUAUUGUACUUUUUACUGUGAUUUAGAUAAACAUAACGUUUUUGUUACAUAAUUAUUACGUUAUUAUUAUUAUUAUUAUUGUUUGUUUCGAAGUCGAUAGGAAACAUGUUUAUAGGUUAAAGCACUACUGAAACUUGAGCAAAAAGUUUGUUGUUUAUAAUUCUUACCUCUCUUUCAUUAUCAUCUAUUGAAAUUUAAAACUUUCUCAAAAUAUGUGGUAUAUGUAACCCUAGACUUAUUUUCGACUAACACUCAAUCAUUGAAGAAAUUAUACUUGAUGUGUGUUUUACAUUUUACACUUUUAUCUGUGUUAUAUAAAGACGUUUGUUGUUAGUGUAAGAAAACUAUUCAUUCAGUCUUUGAUGGAAAACUUAACAUAUUAUUAAUUAUUCGUCCCCACCUAAAUGAACACAUUGCUUUAAUUUCGGAAAUAGACAAUAACGACGAUUAUGAGAAGCAUUACAUUCAAGAAACACAAUUUCGCAUUGGUUGUCUUUCACUCGUAGAGAAAUUAGAUAGUACUAUCCAAAGACAAAGUUUUAAUAAUAGGUACACUUCUGCGUAGGAAAACAAAAUUUUUCCGUAACUAACUCGCUUAGCGUAUAAUUGUGCAUUGCUGCCCUUUAGUAUUAUCUCGUUAAUUUUUGUGCAAGGUGUUGCAGUGCGACUGAAAAGUGUUUAGUUGCACCCUUAUUCUAUAAAUACCACUUCUUCUUUAUUUAACGAAAAUUGUAUAAAAUACUUAAGGACAUUUUUUGCUUGUCAAGAUGUUAUUAUCUUGGUAAGUACUACUGUGUAUAUACGUUGUAUUGCAUUCCCACUCGUUUUUGUCACUCUAGUCCAUUUACAAUUUU